This is a messenger RNA of Phoenix dactylifera (date palm), 2346 nucleotides long. RefSeq names its product BAG-associated GRAM protein 1-like. The record is from RefSeq and is a predicted model, not a curated record. NCBI's taxonomy places the organism in Eukaryota, Viridiplantae, Streptophyta, Magnoliopsida, Arecales, Arecaceae.
GAUCCCAAAUUAAUAACACCGCCUUUGCCGUCUCCCUCCAACCAACUCGUUUGACCCGUCCUUCUUUCUAGAGAUGGCCGCGCUCUCUUCUUCCUCCCCUCUCCUCCCAUGGACCCUCCCCGGCCGCGAAACCCUAGAAGCCGCCCACAAGAAACACUAGAGCCCGCUGGCAUCGGCUUUCUCUCGGCGGCUAUGGCGGGCGUCUCGAUCGGUUUCUUCUUCCCCUCGUGGUGGGAGAUCGAGGUCACCGUCGCUGCGGCGCUCUUCGUGAUCGCCGUGUACGCCUUCUUCGAGCGCUUGUCUUCCGGAGGCCCGGGGACUGGGGUCGAUCGGUCGUCUGGUGGCGAUGAGCCCCUGGGGGCGAAAGAGCCUCUUCUUGACGAUAAGGAGAAGUUCUCCACUUAUUUUGUAGAUGAGCCAAUCUAAAGGAGAUUCUCAAGGCACUUCUGCAUAUUUAAUAAAGUUGGAACUAUUGGCUGCCAAGAACCUAAUUGGUGCAAAUUUGAAUGGCACAUCAGAUCCUUAUGCCAUAAUUACUUGUGGUGAACAAAAGCGGUUUAGCUCAAUGGUUCCAGGCUCAAGAAACCCAAUGUGGGGAGAAGAGUUCAAUUUAGUUGUUGAUGUUCUUCCUGUCCAGAUUAACGUGACAAUAUAUGACUGGGACAUAAUAUGGAAAAGCACAGUUCUUGGAUCGGUGACAGUUCUGGUUGAAAGUGAAGGCCAAACUGGAGCCGUCUGGUACACUUUGGAUAGCACAUCAGGACAGGUCUGUCUUCAUAUUAAAACGGCAAAGCUUCCUGCAAGUACUAGGGCUUUAAAUGGCUUUGCUGGUGCCGAUGCUCGAAGAAGGAUUUCUUUAGAUAAACAAGGCCCUACAGUGGUUCAUCAAAAACCUGGGCCAUUACAAACUAUAUUUGAUCUUCCUCCAGAUGAGGUUGCUGAUCAUAGUUAUUCAUGUGCGCUUGAGAGGUCCUUUUUAUACCAUGGGCGCAUGUAUCUCUCGGCAUGGCAUAUUUGCUUCCAUUCUAAUGUAUUUUCUAAGCAAAUAAAGGUGGUUGUACCCUUAGGAGAUAUUCAUGAGAUAAGACGAAGCCAACAUGCAUUUAUCAACCCUGCAAUUACAAUAAUUCUUCGUAUGGGUGCUGGAGGGCAUGGUGUUCCUCCUUUAGGAAGCCCAGAUGGAAGAGUUAGGUACAUGUUCGCAUCUUUUUGGAACAGAAAUCAUACACUGAGAAUUUUACAACGUGCAACAAAGAAUUUCCGUGCAACGUUAGAAGCUGAGAAGCAGGAGUGGGCACAGUCAGCAUUGCGUGCACACAGUAGCUCUGUCAGAGGUAGUAGAAAACAGAUUAAAAUUCCGGAAGAUGAUAUUGAGAAGACAGGAAAGUUCCAAGAUUUCAUUAAAGAAGAAGUUCUAGUUGGCAUAUUCAAUGAUAUUUUUCCAUGCACAGCUGAGCAGUUUUUUAAUGUGCUGUUGAGUGACAACUCAAAGUUUAUCGAGGAAUAUCGCACUGCACGGAAGGAUACAAAUCUCAAUUUGGGCCAGUGGCACGUUGCUGAUGAAUAUGAUGGUCAAGUCAGAGAAAUAACAUUCAGAUCAUUAUGUCAUAGUCCCAUGUGUCCUCCAGACACAGCCAUGACGGAGUGGCAGAAUGCAGUUCUUUCAUCUGAUAAAACAACUUUGGUUUUUGAGACAGUGCAACAAGCACAUGAUAUUCCAUUUGGUUCGUACUUUGAGGUACACUGCAGAUGGUCGUUUAAAACAAACACCGAGUCUUCUUGUAUGCUUGACAUAAGAGUUGGUGCUCAUUUUAAGAAAUGGUGCAUUAUGCAGUCUAAGAUAAAGACUGGAGCUGUCGAUGAGUACAAGAAAGAAGUGGGCCAAAUGUUAGAAGUGGCCCGCUCAUACCUUCUCAAGGCCCAGGCUUCCAACCAAGAGCCUGAUCAGGCAUCAAGAACUCCUUCCCCUGCUGAAGGUGGUUGAAAACCUUAGUAUCCUCAUACAAAGCCUGCCUGCUUGGCACCCUCGUUUGGCACACCAUUCAGGGACUUGAUGAAGUCUCACUCCCAUCUCUCAAGCCAUUGUAACAGCAACUAUGUUACAACGGUAGGCCUGCUCUGGUACUUAUGCUGUAUUCUCACCCUGCCUCAAUGCAAGCGAAUUUGUGAUGUGUGCAUAUAUCUGUAUAACAUUUUUCUCGUACAUAUCAUAUAAACAGGUUAUUCAAAGCGAUGCACAUGUCAAAAUGUAAAGUACUCUUUCUUAUAUAUGAUCUCUCCCUCUCUCUCUCUCUGGGUAAACAUAUAUAUUCUCUCUUUGAAGUUCCAUUUGUAUCUCGUUUUCCC